AUGCAUUCACAGUUUGAGGAAAUUAUUGUGCAAUGUAAUGAAGGUUCAGAUAUCAUGUUCUACAUUGUCCUGGGUUACUUGGGAUUGCUGGCCUCCAUCAGUUUCAUUGUGGCUUUCUUUGCAAGGAAAUUACCAGACACUUUCAAUGAAGCCAAGCUGAUCACCUUCAGCAUGCUUAUCAACAGGAACAUCAAGAAGUUCCCCAACACUACACUAGUCCUGAGAAUUCACGAAAGCAGUUUCAGCGUCAGGCAGGCCAGUAAGCACGCUCUAGGCCAUCUCUUCCUGGACCAAGGGAGCCCUAUCAACUUCAACUGUGCUGGAAGGAGAAAGACAGACUUCUUGCCUAUCAUUGGAGGCCUCCACUCUCAAAACUCUCUCCAGAUGGCCCACAUUUUGAACAGCUAUAAAUUUCCACAGCUUGGUUAUGGCCACUUUGACCCAAUUCUGAGUGAUAAAGAGCAGUUCCCUUCUUUCUUCAGCAUGGUUCCCAAUGAUAAUCUUCACUACUUUUUGAGAAACACUCGCUUUAAUAAUAGUGCGGGAGAAGAAAUAUUUUUUGACGAGAAGGGGGAUUUUGAUCCAGGGUACGACAUCUUCAACUUGGUCGUCUUUCAGAAUAGAUCUUUCCAGAGAGUCCAUGUCGGAAGGAUGGACUCCAAAACUCCUGAUGGGAAAAUGUUCACCCUCAAUGAAAGUGCCAUCAUGUGGAAUCAAAAAUUUCAGCAGGUACCUCCUAAGGCCAGAUGUGUGGAGAGCUGCCCCCGGGGCUACAGCAGGGUUGUUCAGGAGGGGAAACAAUCUUGUUGCUACAGUUGCAGAAAAUGUCCUGAAGGAAGAAUUUCAGUCCAAACUGAUGCAGAUCAAUGUGAGAGAUGCCCAGAAGAUCAGUAUUCAAAUGCAGAAAGAGAUCAGUGCCUUCCCAAACAUUUCAGCUAUUUAUCUUUUAGUGAACCAUUAGGAAUAAUUCUGACCUCCUUGAUUCUUUUCUUUUCGGCAAUCCUCAUUUUGGUGGCAUUGACGUUCUUUCUUCACUGGGACACCCCCAUUGUCAAAGCCAACAACAGAAACAUCACGUGCGUCCUUGUUUCUUCUCUUCUCCUUUGCUUUCUCUGUUCCUUUUUGUUCAUUGGUUGGCCAGGGAAAAUGACUUGCAUUCUCAGGCAAACAGUCUUUAGUAUCGUUUUCUCAAUCUCAAUUUCCUGUAUCUUGGCCAAAACCAUUACAGUAGUCCUAGCCUUUUUGGCCACCAAGCCAGGAAACACAAUGAGGAAGUGGCUAGGAAAAGGUCUGGAGAGAUCAGCCAUUGUCCUUGGCUCCUUCAUUCAAAUUGUUAUCUGUGUGGUGUGGUUGAUCAUAUCUCCUCCCUUCCCAGAAUUAGAUAAGCAUUCACAGGUUGAGGAAAUUAUUGUGCAAUGUAAUGAAGGUUCAGAUAACAUGUUCUAUAUUGUCCUGGGCUACUUGGGAUUGCUGGCCACCAUCAGUUUCAUUGUGGCUUUCUUUGCAAGGAAAUUACCAGAUACUUUCAAUGAAGCCAAGCUGAUCACCUUCAGCAUGCUUGUGUUUUGCAGCAUUUGGGUGUCCUUCAUCCCAGCCUAUCUGAGCACCAAAGGGAAAUACAUGGUGGCUGUGGAGAUCUUCUCCAUCCUGGCUUCUGCUGCAGGUCUUUUGAGUUGCAUCUUUCUCCCCAAGUGCUACAUCAUAAUCUUGAAACCACAUCUUAAUACAAAACAACAUCUGACCAGAAGAUGA
Pantherophis guttatus is the source of this 1752-nucleotide messenger RNA. Lineage: Eukaryota; Metazoa; Chordata; Lepidosauria; Squamata; Colubridae. The record is from RefSeq and is a predicted model, not a curated record.